This is a messenger RNA of Penicillium coprophilum, 2469 nucleotides long. RefSeq names its product putative NRPS-like enzyme. Gene Ontology annotation, biological process: secondary metabolite biosynthetic process; amino acid activation for nonribosomal peptide biosynthetic process. The record is from RefSeq and is a predicted model, not a curated record. The transcript has a single exon. The coding region runs from base 1 to 2469 and encodes 822 amino acids. Lineage: Eukaryota; Fungi; Ascomycota; Eurotiomycetes; Eurotiales; Aspergillaceae. Gene Ontology annotation, cellular component: cytoplasm. Gene Ontology annotation, molecular function: phosphopantetheine binding.
AUGGCUCCUAUCCUGUUAGAACCCACAAUCGUUGAUUCCCAGCCCAGUACUGCUCCGUUGAAAGUAGCAGUCAAUGGCAAUUCCACGAAUGGAGUGGAGUUGAUUCUCAAGGAACGUCCUUGGAAACUUCUGCACCUGGUCGAUGCCCUCAACCCUCCCCCACCCGCCCAAGGUGAACAUGCGGAUAUCCACAUCCAGCGACUACUCCAAUUGGCCUGGGUCACUACCAUUCGGGCAUUCUCCUGCUCAACAACCUUAUACAUUGGUCAAGACUAUGCAAACGGCCAAUGCUACAUAGGCGAAAAGGCUCACGGCUCCUCGAAGCCGACCGUCCAGAUCCACGUAGAUCCUCUUGAUACCGUGAGAGAUCUCUUCCAUGAGAGCAUUGAAGCUCUAGACGCAUUAUUCCAUGCCGAAAUUACGGAGGCCGGUCAUACUGGGAAGGUUGACGAGCGUUUUGGCUUCAAUGUGAUAAUAGUCUACCAGAAGCAACCAGCUGAUCGCCUCCUGUCUGGUCUAGAUGUGGGCGUCGGCGAAUGUCAAGUCUGCUGUGGCAUACCGGCGAGAGAGUCAACAGAGGCUGACUCGAUAUUCGCCGGUCUCCGCCUCUCAAUCCAGCAUACCUCCGACGAUAGGUUACACGCUCGAUUGGAUGUUGGGACCACUGGCAUUGGACUUCCAUUGGCUACCAGCCUCUUGAACAGCUUCAGCCAAGCCCUAUCAUCCAUUGAUGGCAAGUCCACACAGACAGCCGGCAGCCUCGAUUUAUGCUCCGCGCAAGAUCGGGACCAGAUUACUCGACUAACUGCAAACAUCGCGCCUGCCCAUGAUUCCCUGCUACAUGAUCUCUGUUUACGACACGCCAAGACAACCCCGAACGCUCCCGCCAUUCGCUCAUGGGAUGGGGAUCUGACAUAUCGCCAACUGGAGAACUUGAGUUCUCGAUUGGCACAUUGGCUAGUGGGACAAGGCGUCGGCCCAAAUACCUAUGUUGCUUGUGGCUUCUAUAAAUCUACUUGGGCUAUCGUAGCCCGACUGGCUAUCCUCAUGGCUGGCGGCGCAUACAUUUGUGUUGAUGGAAGUGAUCCACCACCAUAUCUUCAAUCUUCACUAGACCGCACCAAAAUAAAGAUCAUGCUCACUUCCGCUGGCUACAAGGAGAAGUUUGCCGAUCGGGUUGAAACUCUCUUUGAGGUCAGCGAGGCAUCCGUGUCCAGGUUGCCAUUGGUGAAUUCGGUCCCUUGUUCGACCGUCAAGCCCACAGACCCUUGUGUUGUGCUUUUCACAUCUGGCAGCACGGGGAAACCAAAGGGCAUCAUCCAAGAGCAUCGUAGCUAUGCUUCAGCAUUGACAGAUUACAUCCGAGUCAUGGACAUGGGGCCUCAUAGCCGGAUGUUCCAAUUUGAUUCAUACACCUUCGAUAUCAGCAAUAAUGACUUCCUGGCGCCUCUCAUUGCUGGUGGCUGUUGUUGUGUCCCCACUAGAUCUCUGACAAUGGACGCACUGAUGAAUGACAUGAAUGAGCUGGAGGGAAACAUAAUGUUCGUCACACCCUCCGUUGCCAUCGACAUGGAGCCUGAGCGCGUCCCCACCCUGAAGAUGAUGUGUAUCGGCGGCGAGCCAGUCUCAGACGCGGUACUCACAAAAUGGCUGAACCACGUUCAGGUGGUAAACCAAUACGGUAUGGGCGAGGUAGCCUCUCUCUGCGCAUAUAAUCGCAAUCUCCAGAUGGGCCACGGGUCAGUGGUCGGUCGCCCUGCUACUGGUGCAAUUUGGAUCGUCAAUCCCGACAACCCCAACCAGCUCAUGCCCGUGGGCGCCGUCGGGGAACUCCUCAUCGAGGGUCCCCAUCUCUCGAAGGGGUAUUUAGACCACGUAUCUGGAAAGUCGGAGAACUUCCUCACCGCACCUCCAGCCUGGAUGGCCCAGCUGCACACCGACAGGCCAAAACACCGCUUCUAUCGCUCCGGCGACCUAGGCCGGUACAACCAUGACGGGACUAUCGAGCUGAUGGGACGAAAGGACAGCAUGCUCAAGCUUGAUGGAGCGCGCGUCGAAGCCGGCCAAGUGGAGUACGCCCUCCGGCGCAAUCUGAACACCGGCGAUGCCGUCGUCGUGGACGUUCUCGGCGUUAUCGACGGCGAAAGCGAUCCUAUUCUUGCCGUCUACCUUUACUUGGCAAAUAACCCCAUGAACAUGGAGAACGGUCCGGUCGAAGAAAUAGAGUUCCGCCCGAUCAGCGACAAGCAUGCUGUGCAUGCGCUCACCCAGUCGCUGAGCGAGGCGGUUCGCCAGAGUUUGCCCAGGUACUAUGUUCCUGGGCUGUAUAUCCUUAUUGAUAGAGUGCCGCGCACCAAGUCCAAAAAGACAGAUCGAAGAAAGCUUCACAUGUUGGGACAGGCUUAUUACAUGGAGCAUCGGGAUGAGCUGGAGGAUAUCACGGUCUGGUUCGAUUGGACUAAGAUAUAA